This is a messenger RNA of Aspergillus aculeatus ATCC 16872, 993 nucleotides long. RefSeq lists its product as uncharacterized. The record is from RefSeq and is a predicted model, not a curated record. Bases 1 to 993 code for a protein of 330 amino acids. The transcript has 4 exons. Gene Ontology annotation, cellular component: fungal-type vacuole membrane. Lineage: Eukaryota; Fungi; Ascomycota; Eurotiomycetes; Eurotiales; Aspergillaceae.
AUGGCAAGUGACAGCAAGCCCCAUGUCGUUGAGACCGGCACUGUGCCGGCCGCCGCUGCGACAAAGCCCAGUUUCGGGAGCCGCGUUGCGGCUCAUUUCAAGCGGUGGUGGUGGGUGCACCUCAUCAUCUUGAUUGUGGUGGUGCUGGUGGUGGUGCUGCCGGUAGUUUACGUUGGAUACCCCAACAUUGCCCAGCAUGAUAUUAACAAGUCAACCUUGAAUAUCACUAGCAUGGCAAUCAGUGAUCCGACCCCCAAUUCCUUCCAUUUGCGAGAGACACAGGUUAUCGGGUCUAGCAGCGCCUUCAAGCCCAACAUCUACUCCUUCGGUGCCGCCAUCAGUCUACUGGGCGGAGCUCCCUUCAUCACAGUUCAGAUCCCCAAAUUCAAAGCACAUGAUGGCGUCCAGGUCGAUGUCGACCAAGACGUUAACAUCACCGACGUGGCGGCAUUUACCGAGUUUAGCAAGGCGGUCAUGCUAAAUGAGGAGAUCCAGAUGAAUGUGUACGGCAAGGCUGAUCUGAAAGAGGGUAGCCUGCCCAAGACGAAGAUCACAUACAAUAAGACAACAACCAUCAAGGGUCUCAACAAACUCAAGGGGUUCGACCUAGUCGAUCUUACCAUCUCGACUUCUGCGAAGAGUGGAAAUAAUGGCAAAGGGACCGUCUACAUUCCCAACCCUUCGCCCUUCACACUCACUUUGGGCAAUGUCACACUUGACCUAUCCGUCAAUGGCACCGCUAUUGGCCAAUCCUACCUGACCGACCUCACCAUCCGCCCCGGCAACAAUACCCUUCCCAUGACUGCCAACGUUAGCACCCUCACCGUGGCAGGCAUGCUUGGUAGUUAUCCCACUUUGAUGCUUCCCGUUGACAUUGUCGGCAAUUCGAGCGUCUACAACGGCGAGGAACUAUCGUAUUUCGCCGACGCUCUAGCUGCUAACACACUCAGCGUAGAGCUGAACGUGACGAAGGCGUUGGGAGGCAUUCUUUAG